AUGACGCUCACAGGGUGGCGCUUAGUACUAAACAGGGUAUUAAUAAUACCGCAACGUUAUGUCUUCGGUUUGCUGGGUUUGUUCGCGUUGGCAAAUGCUUUUACAAUGAGGGUUUGUCUGAGUGUGGCUAUAGUCAAGAUGGUUUCCUAUAUUCCACCUGGAGAACAUAUCAUAGGUGAAACGUGUCCAGAUACCUCUUUAGUAUCAGAGUCAGUGACUAAUACAUCAGUUGUAGUUAAUAAUCGAGAGUUAUACGACUGGAAUGAAGAGACACAAGGAUUACUUUUGAGUGCAUUUUAUUAUGGAUAUGUUAUCACUCAUUUACCUGGUGGACUUCUGGCGGAAAAGUUUGGCGGGAAGUGGACUCUAGGACUUAGUUUACUUUGUACGUCCCUAUCUACAUUGUUUACGCCAUUGGUUGUUACACAAUGGGGGGCUAUUGGAUUAUUUUGCAUGAGAGUUUUAAGUGGAAUUGGAGAGGGUCCGGUAACCCCAGCGUUUGUACUAUUAAUGGCACGUUGGGUGCCACCGGCAGAGCGGUCUCGUUUCGGCGCAAUGAUCUUUGGUGGCGCUCAGAUCGGCAAUAUUGCGGGUCCAUAUAUUUCAGGAUUGCUCUUGGCGGAUGAUGGCGAUUGGGCAAAUGUAUUUUACGUGUUUGGUGGACUGGGUGUGAUAUGGUUUAUAUUUUUCACGUUUCUUUGCUAUAGUACACCUUACUCUCAUCCAUUUAUUUCGGACGCUGAGCGGAAAUAUCUAAACGAAAAUGUGGCUGCUUCUGGCCUGCACAAGAAGCUUGAUCCCGUACCCUUCAAGGCUAUUCUUAGAUCUCCACAACUCUGGGUCCUUGUGAUUGCUGCUGUUGGACACGACUGGGGUUAUUUUACAAUGAUAACAGAUUUACCGAAAUAUUUCUCAGAUGUACUUAAAUUUAAUAUUAGGGAAACAGGCCUUAUGGCGGCUCUACCAUACGUCGCUAUGUAUAUAUUUUCAUUUAUAUUUGCGUCGUUCUGUGAUUUUUGUGUUAGAAGAAAGUGGCAUAGCAUUACAACUGGAAGAAAAAUUUAUACAACAGUCUCUUCUACGAUACCAGCCAUUUUUAUUAUUCUGGCGUCGUAUUCGGGCUGUGAUCGUAUUCAGGCAGUCGGACUAUUCAUAGCAUCCAUGGCUUUUAUGGGAGGAUUCUAUAGUAGUGUUAAGAUCAAUGCCAUGGAUAUAGCGCCGAACUAUGCCGGCACCUGCUCCGCAUUUGUUAACGGAUUGGCUGCGGUAUCUGGGAUAAUAACUCCCUAUAUGAUUGGUCUAUUGACACCAGAUCAAACGGUACAACAAUGGCGGAUUGCAUUCUGGACGAUUUUUGUGGUAUUAGUUGGAACGAAUAUCAUAUACUUGAUUUGGGGUUCUGGAGAACAGCAGUGGUGGGAUGACGUUGAGAAGCAUGGAUAUCCAGAUAAUUGGAAACAUGGACCACUUAAGAAAAGGUCAGAAGACACUGAAAAAAAGAUUGUAUACCCGAAACACGAUCAUUCACCAGUUGCUAAGGAUUAAAGACAUUUUAAUAUCGUAA
Melitaea cinxia (Glanville fritillary) is the source of this 1564-nucleotide messenger RNA. Its product is annotated as putative inorganic phosphate cotransporter. The record is from RefSeq and is a predicted model, not a curated record. The coding region runs from base 1 to 1545 and encodes 514 amino acids. The transcript is spliced from 8 exons. NCBI's taxonomy places the organism in Eukaryota, Metazoa, Arthropoda, Insecta, Lepidoptera, Nymphalidae. Gene Ontology annotation, molecular function: transmembrane transporter activity. Gene Ontology annotation, biological process: monoatomic anion transport; transmembrane transport.